This is a messenger RNA of Leptidea sinapis, 1947 nucleotides long. RefSeq names its product UDP-glycosyltransferase UGT5-like (gene Ugt2). The transcript is spliced from 4 exons. The record is from RefSeq and is a predicted model, not a curated record. Gene Ontology annotation, molecular function: UDP-glycosyltransferase activity. Bases 57 to 1616 code for a protein of 519 amino acids. NCBI's taxonomy places the organism in Eukaryota, Metazoa, Arthropoda, Insecta, Lepidoptera, Pieridae.
AUUGAGAAAGAAUAUAAUUUCAUUUCGUAAUAUACAAAAGUCGGUCGUGUUUCAGCAUGGCGUUUCGAAAAAUAUGUGUAGUGAUAUUAUUAUCCUGUUUCCUUACAGUGCAGAGUGCAUCAAUUCUUGCAUUAUUCUCCUCACUAUCAUUUCCUGAUCACUUAGUGUUCCGAGGAUAUAUAUCUCUUCUCGUCCAACGCGGUCAUUCUGUUGUCCUGAUGACUCCGUAUCCUGGCCAAUUUACUCCACAAGAAAUGGAAAGAAUAAUAGAACUUAAUGUUGCACCUGAUUCAGUGCCUUAUUAUGAGGAAUACAGAAAACUGAUGACAAAUACUGAUGACUAUUAUCCACGUUUGCAAAGCAUGAAUGAUUUUGCAUUGAAGUUGGCCAUAGCUCAGCUGAAAUCAAAAACUAUGUCUUCAUUAUUUAUGAAUCCAAAUGCUAAAUUUGAUCUGGUUAUAACAGAAGCAGACAUUCCCCUUUUGUACGCAGUGGCUGAGAAAUAUAAAACACCACAUGUUUCCAUAACAGCUGGAAGUGGAAAAGUUCAUCAAUACGAGUCAAAGGGAUGCCCAAUCCAUCCUAUAUUGUACCCAGAUGUUAACGCUCUCAACUAUAGAAAUUUGACACGUGUGCAGAAAAUUUUCGAAUACUAUCGAAGUUUUCAAACUCGAAAUGAAUACUACUAUAAUUUUAUUCCGAAAUGCGAAGUCGCAGCAAAGAAACUUUUUGGGCUGAACAGACCGCUCCAAGAAGUAGAGUAUGAUAUAGAUAUUUUGUUGAUAGCAAACAAUCCCGUUUUAAUGGGUAAUAGACCAACUGUGCCAGCCAUUUCCUACGUUGAUCGUCUUCAUAUUAGGCCAGGUUUCCAAUUACAUCAGGAGUUACAAACGAUAUUAGAUUCUUCAAAGGGAGCAAUUUAUUUCAGUCUUGGUACACUUCAAGAACCAGAACACUUGUCAACACACGUGCUGCAGAGUUUGUCAGACGCUUUCCGAGAAUUGCCGUUUACAGUGUUGUGGAAAAUUGGAAAUGACACAAUGAUUAAUAAAUCACCUAAUAUUAUAACAAGUGCCUGGUUCCCACAGCAAGAAAUUUUGGCACAUCCUAAACUUAAAGCAUUUAUAACGCAUGGAGGUGCUCGCUCAUUAGACGAGGCACUGUUUUACGAGGUGCCGAUAGUGGGACUGCCUAUCGUACGAUCUAGAAAGGUAUUCAUGAAAGAAAUGACACGCUUUGAUACCGGAGAAAUUUUAGAUAUAUAUUCGUUGGAUAAGGAUAUAGUAAAAGAAGUCGUAUCAAGGGUUGCAACUGAUGAAAAGUACAAAAAGGGAAUGAUCAAAUUGAAGAGUAUGAUUGUUACUCCAAUGAUAUCAGGUCCUGAAAAUGCCGUCUGGUGGACAGAAUACGUUCUGCGAAACGAAGGAGCCAAGUAUCUUAGAUCACCAGCCGUUGGACUCACAUUCUUCAAAUAUUACAUGCUAGAUAUAGCGAGUAUCCUGCUUUCAAUAAUAACUGUUUUCUUGGUCGCAACCUACUACAUAAUAAAGGCAAUAUUUAUGAGACUUCGAAAUCGACUUUUUGGAAGCAGGAAGUUAAAGUUGAAAUCUUCGUAGUAUAAUAAUAUUAAUUAAAUCAUUAUUAAUAAUAAUUAUUAUACAGUUUUUAUAUUUUUAAACUCGAUUUAUUUAAGCUAUAGACCGUAGAAUUGCGAAUAUUUUUAUUUGGUUCAUAUAAAUAAAUGUAUGAAUACCUACCUAAGUCAUUAUUCUUUUUAAUUAUUGAAAUAAGUAUAUUCCAAAAUUUGAAAUAGGUAACAAAAAAUCAGACACUUGUUUUACCAUUGUAACUUUUUCGAUAAAAUAUGUAUUUAAUUAUUCGGUUUUUAAACUUUGUCGUUAGCGAACACUCUCCCUAAGGCAAUAUACUUGUUUUUCUUUAUUAUUU